AUGGUUAACGUUGUGCUAGGCUCGCAAUGGGGCGACGAGGGUAAAGGUAAACUAGUGGAUUUGCUAGUUGGUAAAUACGAUAUCGUGGCCCGUAGUGCCGGUGGUAACAACGCCGGACACACUAUCGUGGUCAAAGGUGUCAAAUACGACUUCCACAUGUUGCCUUCGGGAUUGGUGAACCCAAACUGCCAGAACUUGAUCGGUAACGGUGUGGUGAUGCACAUUCCAUCGUUCUUCCAGGAACUAGAGCAGCUCGAGUCCAAGGGUCUCAGCGACGCUCGUGCCAGACUAUUUGUCUCUUCCAGAGCUCAUUUGGUCUUCGACUUCCACCAGCGUACCGACAAACUCAGAGAGGCAGAGCUUUCGGGCCAAUCCAAAGACGGCAAGAACAUCGGAACCACCGGAAAGGGUAUCGGUCCCACAUACGCCACCAAGGCGUCCAGAUCUGGGCUCAGAGUCCACCAUCUGGUCAACGACGAACCAGAGGCCUGGGACGAGUUCGUUGCCAAAUACAGACGUCUCGUGGAGACCAGACAGCAGCGUUACGGUCCAUUCGAGUACGACACUGAAGCCGAGCUCCAGCGUUUCAAGGAGUACCGUCAACUACUGAAACCCUUUGUCGUGGACUCCGUGGUGUUCAUGAACGACGCCAUGCGUGCAAACAAAAAGAUCUUGGUCGAAGGUGCCAACGCGCUGAUGUUGGACAUCGACUUCGGUACUUACCCAUUUGUCACAUCCUCCAACACUGGUAUCGGAGGGGUGUGCACCGGCCUGGGGCUACCUCCAAGAGCCAUCGACGAAAUCUACGGUGUAGUCAAGGCUUACACCACCAGAGUCGGAGAAGGUCCUUUCCCAACCGAGCAGUUGAACGAAUUUGGUGAAAAACUGCAGGAGAUCGGUGCUGAGUACGGUGUCACUACUGGCCGUAAGCGUCGUUGCGGUUGGCUAGAUUUGGUGGUCCUCAAGUACUCCACCUUGAUCAACGGUUACACAAGCUUGAACAUCACCAAAUUGGACGUUCUUGACACAUUCAAAGAGAUCCCAGUGGGUGUGUCUUACUCCCUAAGAGGUAAGAAGCUAGCUUUGUUCCCCGAGGACCUCAUCACCUUGGGUAAGGUUGACGUUGAAUACGUUACUCUACCAGGCUGGGAACAGGACAUCACUAAGAUCACUGAAUACAACGACCUUCCAGAAAACGCCAAGAAAUACUUGAAGUUCAUUGAGGACUUUGUGGGUGUUCCAAUCGAGUGGGUGGGAACCGGUCCUGCCAGAGAAAGCAUGCUUUACAAGCAAGUUUAA
Molecule: messenger RNA, 1299 nt
Organism: Lachancea meyersii CBS 8951
Lineage: Eukaryota; Fungi; Ascomycota; Saccharomycetes; Saccharomycetales; Saccharomycetaceae
Source: the annotation of a GenBank genome assembly